AUGGCUACCCCUAGUGUCCUCGCUUUUGACGCUGAGGGUCGAGCCAUUGACUUUGACGUUUGGGUAGACGACCUGCAGCUGAUCUUACAGUGCGAUAGGGCUUACGGUCUCUCUCUCUUUGACCUCACCUCUGGCGCCUCUCCUGCACCUGCUGCUGAUGCUGACGCCACUGUUCGCUCCCAGUGGGCCACGCGCGACGCUGCUGCACGUCUUGCUGUGCGUCGCCACCUCCCUACCUCCGAACGUGCGCACUUUAGUCAGUACAAGAGUGCUCAGACCUUGUACGACGCUGUAGUUGCACGCUACUCCUCCCCUGCCACUGCUGCACUGAGCCGUCUCAUGCUACCGUACCUCUUCCCUGACCUUGCUGCCUUUCCCACAGUUGCGGACCUCAUUACGCACCUCCGCAUCACUCGACUCCCUGACUCCCUUCGCGUAGUCAGGGACCACUUCCUCGUAGUGUGCCCCACCACUCUCACCGUUGACCUCCUCGAGAAGGCCCUCCUAGCGGCGGAGAAGAGCAUAGUCGCUAAAGGAGCCUCUCGUGGUGACCUUCGCACCCCUGUCUUUGAGGGUCGGUCGGUGCUGCGUCUGCCCCUUCGGGGAAGCGCCGCACAGGCAAGGGCAAGGGGGGCAAGGGCGCUGGAGGAGCUGGCGGGGGCGGUGGAGGCGGCGCUGGAGGCGGCAGAGGGAGUGGGGGUGGUGGUGGGAGUGGUGAAGGGGGUGGGGGUACCGGUGGCAGCAGUGGAGGCGGAGGCGGCGGCGGUGGCGGAGGGAGCAGAGGCGGCGGUGGUGGCGGUGGAGCUGGUCGCGGGUCUACGCAGAGGAGUGGCUCCGGUGCGGGGUGGGGGUUUUGGUCCGUGCACCUACGUCCUGCGCACCGGCGACCGUGCGGGUGAGCAGUGUGGGGGUGCGCACCCCACCCAGCGCUGCUUUGGCUGCCUGACGAACGCGUGGCGUCACCAGCUCCCUGAGGCCACAGAGAUCCCUCGCUGGGGCGAGCUGUCUAGGGCGGGAGUUGCCAUUUAUGAUCUUGAUUUUGAUGCUAUUCUUUCUGCCAUGUAUGCUGUGACUAUUAGUGAUGAGGGUGACUGUUACCGGUGUUUCCCGCCCGAUCUGGGCAUUGAGACUGCUGCUCUAGGUACUGGUGAGGCUGCUGCCUUAGGUGCUUGCGACCCUGCUGCUCUAGGUGCUAGUGCGUCUACGUCCUCAGGUACUGGUGAGUCUGCGCUCUCAGGUACUUCGUCGGCUUCGGCCUCCCUCACCUUCACCCUUGACCCUGGGGCUUCUCGCUCCUUCUUUCGGGACCGCACCACACUCACGCCGCUUAGUCGGCCAGUUGCGGUGUCUCUGGCUGACCCCUCUGGGGGUCCUGUCCUGUCUCACUUCUCCACAGUCCUCCCGUGUCCGGCGGCUCCCUCUGGCACCCUGUCUGGUCUCUACCUACCCUCGUUCUCUACGAACUUGGUGAGUGGUGCUGACCUACAGGAUGGGGGAGUGCACCAGCUCACUCCUGCGCGUCAGCGAGGGCGCCAGCAGGCUGCCCCUCACUCCUCCCUGUUUCAUCCGACAGAGGCCCCGCUGCAGACGCUUCACAUGGACGUGUGGGGCCCAGCCCGCGUCCGUGGACAGGGUCACGAGCGCUACUUCCUGCUCGUUGUUGACAACUACUCGCGUUACACCGCGGUCUGGCCCUUGCGCAGCAAGGGUGAUGUCACUGAGGUGCUGAUCGACUGGAUCCGCGCAGCUCAUCUCCAACUUAGGCAGAGCUUUGGCUCGGACUUUCCUGUUCGGCGUCUGCACUCGGACAGAGGUGGAGAGUUUUCCUCUGGCCUUCUGAGAGCCUAG
This is a messenger RNA of Closterium sp. NIES-65, 1848 nucleotides long. Lineage: Eukaryota; Viridiplantae; Streptophyta; Zygnematophyceae; Desmidiales; Closteriaceae. The record is from the annotation of a GenBank genome assembly.